GUUUAGCGGCCCUCAGCUGGAGGGGAAGUGGCUGGAGAGGGCGAGCGGCGGGCUGGGAGGCGGGAGGUUGGCGUCGCUGCUGCCACCGCCAUGACGUUCAAGCGGAGCCGAGACCGCUUCUACAGUACCCGUUGCUGCGGCUGCUGCCAUGUGCGGACGGGCACCAUCAUCCUGGGUACCUGGUACAUGGUGGUGAACUUGCUGAUGGGCAUCUUGUUGACAGUAGAAGUGACUCAUCCAAAUAUAGUGCCAACUGUUGAUAUCCAGUAUGAAGUCAUCGGCAAUUACUAUGCUUCUGAGAGAAUGGCUGAAAAUGCCUGUGUUCUGUUUGCUAUCUCCCUUCUCAUGUUCACGAUCAGUGCAAUGAUGGUGUAUGGUGCAAUUGCUCAUCGUGUGGGCUGGUUGAUCCCAUUUUUCUGUUAUCAGCUCUUUGACUUUGUGCUCAGUUGUCUGGUUGCCAUCAGUUCUCUAACCUACUUGCCCAGAAUCAAGGAUUACCUGGAUCAGUUGCCGGAUUUCCCUUACAAAGAUGAUCUCCUUGCCUUGGACUCCAGCUGUCUUUUGUUUAUUGUUCUGGUGUUCUUUGCUUUAUUUAUCAUUCUAAAGGCAUAUCUUAUUAACUGUGUAUGGAACUGCUAUAAAUACAUCAGUAACAGAAAUUUGCCAGAGAUAGCUGUGUACCCUGCUUUUGAAGCUCCUCCACAGUAUGUUCUGCCAACAUAUGAAAUGGCAGUGAAGAUGCCUGAGAAGGAACCUCCACCUCCCUACAUACCUGCCUGAAGCAAUUUUUAUGUUGAUUAACAUCUGUACCAGCUUCCUGGGGGUUUUGUCUUUUAAUCUUGCAAAACUGCUUAAGUAAUAAAAAUAUUCAGGGCUUUAGGAGCAAACUGUUCUGUUUAAAAUGUUUGAUAUAAACUUACUAAGCAAAACACAUCUGGGAGUGAUUUCGUUUGCUUUAAUUUUUGUUCUCCUUAAUGCUCUAAAACAUUUUAUUGCCUUAGGGCCUUGUACUGCAAGAACUUAUGCAUGUGACUAACUUGUGGCUUUUAAUAAUAACUACUGAGCCAAUCUAUGAUUGAAGUUAGCUACAAUUAUAAGUGUCUGCAGGAUCGUGCCCUUAAUUUAUAUUAAUUUUUUUGUAAAGUAGUUCAUAAAGACAAUCUGAUCAUGCAGCAAAAUGAUGGUUUGCCUUUAUCCAUUUUUUGGAGGGGGAGGGGGUUUGAAUGUGGUAUAUACGUGACUUUUUUUUUACUUUGCACUUUUCUCAUGUUAUCUUACCUUUUAUUGUGUUUUUUUGGUUAUCCUAUGUCUUGAAACAUAAGUUUCAAGAACUGAGGGUGGCACAGGUGUUCUAUUACAAUGUGCUGCAAAUGCAAGAAAAGUAAAUAGAAAUGUGGAAGAUGGUUGCAUGCUUCUAAUCUUAAAUGUAUUUUCUUCUUUGUGAUAAAUGAUACUUAAAUAAAUCUUUUACGAAAUGUUUACUAGUA
Molecule: messenger RNA, 1487 nt
Organism: Falco peregrinus (peregrine falcon)
Lineage: Eukaryota; Metazoa; Chordata; Aves; Falconiformes; Falconidae
Gene: LAPTM4A
Product: lysosomal protein transmembrane 4 alpha
Exons: 7
Coding region: 91-780 (229 amino acids)
Cellular component (GO): lysosomal membrane
Source: RefSeq, a predicted model, not a curated record